This is a messenger RNA of Panicum hallii, 1549 nucleotides long. RefSeq lists its product as uncharacterized. Gene Ontology annotation, molecular function: protein binding. Bases 93 to 1193 code for a protein of 366 amino acids. The record is from RefSeq and is a predicted model, not a curated record. NCBI's taxonomy places the organism in Eukaryota, Viridiplantae, Streptophyta, Magnoliopsida, Poales, Poaceae. The transcript has 2 exons.
CCAGCCUGGCAAGGCCACGCAGAGCAGAGCCCACAGCAAUCCCCACCCCGUCCGUUGACUCCUCACCGGCGCCGCCCGCCCGCCCGCCCGCCAUGGCGGUAGAUCCGCCGCCGCCGGCGAGCGCGCUGAUGGAGGAGCUCGUGGAGGAGGUCCUCCUGCGCUUCCCGCCGGCGGACCCCUCGCGCCUCGUCGGCGCCGCGCUCGUCUGCCGGCGCUGGUGCGCGCUCGUCACGGGCGCCGGCUUCCGCCGCCGGUUCCGGGAGCUCCACCGCGCGCCGCCCCUGCUCGGCCUCCUCUGCAACGCCGGCCCCGGGGCGCGCUUCGUCCCCGCCUCCGCCUUCCGCCCGCCCGGGCUCCCCGCCGGCGGCCUCCUCCGCGGCUGGCGCGCGCUCGACGCGCGCCACGGCCGCGUCCUCCUCCGCUGGGACCCCGCCCGCGACGCCGCCCCCGGGGCGUGCCCCGCGCUCGUCGUCUGGGACCCCGCCGCGGACCGGAGGCGGGACCUGCCGCCGCUGCCGUGGGCGCCGUACCCGUACAGCUGGAACGCCGCGGUGCUCUGCGCGGCCGCCGGGUGCGAUCACCUCGACUGCUGCGGCGGCCACUUCCUCGUCGUCGUCGUGGGCACCAACAGCAAGGAGAUGUUCGCCUACGUCUACUCGUCGGAGGCGGGCGCGUGGGGCGAGCCUGCGUCUGCUCGGCAUCCCAACGACAACGUGGAUUUCGCGCCCAGUGCCCUGGUAGGGAAUGCUCUGUACUUCGCGUUCCAGAUGGGCACAUCAGUGCUCGAGUACAAUUUGGGCACACGGGAGAUGGCGGUGAUUCGCCUGCCAUCAUCUCCUUAUGGUUGGCGGCGAAUUGUGCUUGCAACUAUGUACGAUGGCCAUCUGGGAUUCGCCACAGCAGACAAAUCCGCAAUCUGCCUCUGGUCGAGGGAGGCGCAUGGUGGAGGAGAUGCGCUUUGGGCACUCACCAGAGCCGUUGAGCUUCACAAGCUGCUCCCUGCUGGUGCCCUCACAACCUUUUCUGAUGUGGUUGGCUUUGUGGAUGUCAUCGGUGUCAUUUUUGUGCGGACAGGUGAUGGGCUCUUCUCCAUUGAUCUGAAGUCCAACCGGGUCACAGAAGUAUCCAAGGACAUUGGCUUCUCUGGUAUUUUCCCCUACAUGAGCUUCCAUACUCCAGUGUUGUCUUCCUGAGGAGCCAGGGAGAACCCCAAAUGGAAAGUUUCCUUUCUGCACUCCUGGGUGAGCUGAUGACUCGAUCCAUAAAUUUCAUUAUCAACAAGUGCUUGAAACCACCGGUGCUGGCCGUGGAGGACAGCCUACAAAGGGCUCUCCUCCGGGCGCAGGUCAUCGUUGAGGAUGCUGUGGGACGGCACAUCACAAAUCAAGCCAUGCUCCAGCAGUUGGGCUUGCUGAGAGAUGCCACGCAUCGAGGCUACUACACACUCGACACCUUCAGGUACCAGCCUCAGUAUGCGGAGGGCAGCAAAGAUCAAACUAUGAGUCGCUUUAUAUCCCCGUCCAAGAUAAACUCUGCAAGGGAUCCCUAU